Moneuplotes crassus is the source of this 1558-nucleotide messenger RNA. The record is from the annotation of a GenBank genome assembly. Lineage: Eukaryota; Ciliophora; Spirotrichea; Euplotida; Euplotidae.
GGUAUAUUAAAAAUGGAUAAAGAGCAGAGUGAUGCGAAUGGAGGCCAGGCCAAGUCACUAAUUUUAACUGAAGAAAUCCCCAAAUAUGGAAGAGUCUCUAUGCUCUUCUACAUUCCGGAGUCUGUGAAGGACAGAGACACAAUGGUCGAGCUUAUCAGAGAAAAUGGAGGCAAUAUUGUCAAGUAUCAUGAGUGUUUUUGCUACCAGAUCGGCACACCUGGGAAUACCAAAGAAUCUGACUACUAUGAAGGCACUGUCUAUUCCUUCCAGUGGCUCGUAGAGUCAAUUGAAGCUAAUCAGUUGCAGGACAAAGCCAAAUAUAUUUUGUGUAGCUAUCAAGGAGGAAUAAAAUUUCCAUUUGACAAGAAGAAGAUACAGUACACCAUCAGAGAGAUUAUUAUCAUCUUCAAUUGGAUCUCUGGGAGGAAGUCUCAAGCCUCUAGGAAAACCUGGGAGAGCUUGGGCAACGAUGGCAUCCUCUAUUGCAGAUCUAAGGAAUCUCUCAAGAAUUUUUGGAAGAAUUGGCGGAAACAUUCACUGGAAGCCUGCAUCGAAGAGAUGCUUACAAAGAACACAAAGUACUGCCACAAUUACCCUCUUCCCGUCUUGCCUCACCAGGGCUUACCUGAAACAGAUAGGAAGAAGCUAAAGCGCUCUAAAGAGGAAGUUGAAAAGAUUGAUGAAGACUCUAAAGAGAAAAAUUCGGAUCCAGAUGAGAGCGACCCCAUCCUACACGCUAUCCAAAAGAAAAGGAAGCUCAAAAAGAAGAACAGUGAGGUUGUGAAAACCGGUGAUUCGGACAGAGUAAACACCACCGAGAAUAAAACACAGAAAGUCGAAGAAAUAAAACAUGUGGAAGGGGUCAUCGACGAUGAAUCAGACGAACCAGACGAACCAGACGAACCAGACGAACCAGAUCUACUCGACGAGGAAAAGGAGCAAUCUGAGCAGAUGGAGGAGAAAGAAGAACCCGAAAAGGAUCCUAAUGUUGACGAGAAGGAAAAGCAUCCAGAAGACGAUACUACUAAGGAGGAAAAGAAGGAUGCUGAUCCUGACCCUGACCAUGAGAAGCAAGAAGAUAUUGCUCUUGAUAACAAUAGUGCUAAUGGGAUAAAGGAAGGAUCUCACGCAUCAUCUGAUCUGGGCUUCCCGGCUUUCGAAGACGGAUCUGAUGAUGGGGGAGAUAUCUAACUAUUACUAAUUAAGCAAACAUUUUAAUUUAACUUUCUGUUGGUAUGGCCAUACCACCCAAUUAGAAAGACCCAUGCCUGGAAAUGAACCAUAAAGAAUUGGUUUAGGUUCAGGCUGAUAUAAUUUUAGUUAUUUAAACUUGAAAAAGUGAACCAUCGGUUAAAUUUGAAGACCUAACUUUCUUUGCAGUACUUGUUUCUGGCACAAAUGAAGUAUCUACACUUGGGUCUACUCAUGGUACUAAGCUGUAUCUUUGCAGGCACCCAUUCUUGGUACAUAUCUUACUUUUUGUGGAGAGUAAGUUGAAUUAUAGUUGUAAGAAACUCAAAGUUCAGCGUGCUCGAGGGCUCAUAUCGUUUCGUUUUAA